AGAGAGAGAGAGGGGUGUGUGACGUCAUGGCACGGUGCCCCCUCCAUGUUUGAGAAGUUUGAGCCGCUCCGACAAACAGAGAAACUUCCACACACUGAACCCUGUGUCUCCUCGGGACCUGUCAUGGCACCGCGACGCUAUUUCAUGUUUCAUCUAAGGUGGCCUCGCUUCGUUUGUCAUUAUUACUGAGUCAACCCGGUCCUUUUGAACCCGGCACAGAGCGCAGCGGGUCCUGGACUCAUGCCCCCACACUCACGUUAGAAUUAACGGAUAACUAACGUGAAGUUGCCCGGUUCAACGUGACUCCUGGGCUCUUGGUGCGUUUAACUUCCCCCGCAGUCAACUAUUGGGCUCCGUGGUUCCUCGGAGAGUCCCCGCAUCCUCGGCCGGCUCGUCCCGCAUGAACCGCGUCGAAGCAGCGACGAGGGGUCGGGGGCUCCGCCAGCAGAGCCGGGCUUCAGGAUGAAGAUGCCCCGAGGAGGACGCCUGUUCCUGGCGACGUGCCUCGGCUCGCUCCUGGUUCUCGUGCUUUACUUCCAGAGCAUCACCAAGCCAGAACCUGGUGUGAAGACUGUCAGCGGACCAGGGAAAAGCAGGAGAGGUCCACUGCAGACCCUCUACAAUGGGGAGCAGCAGCUGGAGCUGUUGGCAGCUCAGAGGUCCCUCCAAGGCCGCAGGGAGCUGUUGGAGCAGGCGUGUCUGAGCAACAUGAGGAAACGCCGGGUACUCUCGCCCGAGGAUCUCAAACACCUCAUUGUGGAUGAUAAACACAGCCUUAUUUACUGCUACGUCCCCAAGGUAGCCUGCACAAAUUGGAAGCGUGUCCUCAUGGUCCUCACUAGUGACGGUCGCUACACUGACCCCCUUGCCAUCCCUGCCAAUGAGGCGCACGUAGCUGGUAACCUCCGCACGCUGUCUGAGUUCUCAGUCUCUGAGAUUAACCAACGCCUUCGCAGCUACCUCAAGUUCAUCUUCGUGCGAGAGCCCUUCGAGCGAUUGGUGUCCGCUUACCGGAACAAGUUCACACGUCGCUACAACACAGCUUUCCACAAGCGCUACGGAACCAAGAUCAUCCGCCGGCACCGGCCCAACCCAGAGGCAGAAGCACUGGAGAAAGGGAAUAAUGUGUCUUUCCACGAGUUUGUCCAGUAUCUCGUGGACCCUCGAACCCAACGGGAGGAACCCUUGAACGAGCACUGGGAGCGAGUGCACUCGCUCUGCCACCCCUGUCUCAUCCACUAUGAUGUGGUGGGGAAAUACGAGACCCUGGAGCCCGAUGCUCAGGCUGUGCUCAGUUUGACUGGAGUGGAGGGAAUGCUUCAAUUUCCAACAUCUGGUAAGAGCACCAGGACUGAUGGCAACAUGGCUGCAAGCUUCUUUAAGCAAAUCAGUCCUUUCUACCAGAAGAAACUGUUCAACCUGUAUCGCAUGGACUUCCUGCUCUUCAACUACUCCACGCCAGAGUAUCUCAGGACUCGGUGAGUGACAGAGAACAAGUGACGGACGUCAGUGCUAAUGAUGGAUCGGUCGUGAUAGAUUUCCUUUCACAUCUCAUUCACACUUUUUUACCUAAGAUGAUUUUUGCACUUUGCGGGUCCAUCAAAGACACAGACUUGUAACUACUACUCUCCAAGAGAAAAACUGACUGGCUGUGGAGAACUUGAUUUUUUAGUUUUCUAUUUUCUGGUUUUACUGAACUUUGUAAGUGGAACCAAAUUUCUUCCUGGGAAUGAAAAAGACAAUUUGUGCUUUUAUCUACCAAGAAUAUGUCUAAUUUGCUGCCAAGGGUGUAAACUUUAUUGUUUAGAUUUAUAGCAGAGCAGAAUUCAGACAGUGUUCCCAAAAUGUGUUUGAAAAUGCAGGUGACACAUUAACUUCCCACAUCUUCACAAGCAGGCCCUUCCUGUCAGGGCUGUAGGUUCUGAUAGAAUCAGUAUUUAUUUUUUUGCCAUUUCUCGCCUAGAAGUAAUCGAGCAAACCUUUCUCUGACUUUAAUUUUUUUAAAUAUCUGUUACAAGUGGUUGUGGAGUUGGUGUAAUAUGCCCUUACCCUUGCAGCCGUGUCCGCUGCAGGAAAAAAAAAAAAGUUUUCCCAUGGCUUGGUUUUCUGAGCCAUAAAUUCAAGUCCCACCUCAGAGGAGCAGGUUCUCCUCUCACAUGGGUUUACAGGUGAAUGUGCUGACACUGAACGCAGCAGAUCAUUUCAGAGCACCAAGCUUGAAUUACUCUGGAAGGCGUUUAUUUAUGUAUGUCAGAGCAUGAAGUAUUUAUUGUGGGAACGUGUGGAUUUGGGCUCCUGAUUUUGUGAAAAUGAAUUUUAUAUGAAAUGAUGAGAAUUUAUUUUCCUCAGAGUAAACAUUUGCUUGCAUGGAAAGCUACUUGCUGUCUUGGCUUUUGCACAUAAAUUGAUGCCAAAUAGAAAUCUUUCAAGCAACUCUAAACGUAUCACAUGACAGUCUUAUUUUUCUGAUCAAACCAAGCUGGAUAACUACAUCCAGAGUGUCUUGCUUUCAACAGCACUCAUUGACACUAUCUGAUAUUUCUAUCUGUGAGUCAUUUCCAGGGAAAUACAGCCCCCGUUGAGUUUCAGUAAAAACUUGCUGCCAUCCCUCCUCUAUCGCUGUCUGUAUUUAGCUCUGGGAAGGUAGACUGAACAAACAGCUGCAUAGCUGUGGUCGGGGCCGGGUCCAGCCCAGCACAGCUCCUGCUCAGAGCUGCCCUUGUUAGGGUGAAGGCUCUGGCACAUGACGGGUUAAUCCACACAUAGUCAUGUCCACGGCUCUGAACAGCCCCGUUCAGCAACUGAACUGACUUUAUGCUAAUAGCUCAGAGGUGAAUGGAGGAAGAUGUAUGUUAAUGACCUGCACUGCAGGAAUAUCAGUCUGAACAAACAGCUGCAUACAGUGUGAAUGUUUAAAGGGAAGCUUCAACAAUUUUACACAUCAAUGUGUGUUGAUAGUGGUGUGAUACAGAGUGUAAAGCCUAUUGUCACUCAAGGCCACGUUAGCCAAAGGCAGCAUAACGUUCCUGAAUCUCGGAUUAAACUGUCAAUGGUUGAGUUGCAUUGUGAGUAAUGCAGGUUUUUACAAGGAAGAAGAAUGUAUAGAAUAAAAAAGAUGGUAUCUCUUGUUCUGCUG
Hippoglossus stenolepis (Pacific halibut) is the source of this 3136-nucleotide messenger RNA. RefSeq names its product carbohydrate sulfotransferase 11. Bases 463 to 1482 code for a protein of 339 amino acids. The transcript has 4 exons. NCBI's taxonomy places the organism in Eukaryota, Metazoa, Chordata, Actinopteri, Pleuronectiformes, Pleuronectidae. Gene Ontology annotation, biological process: carbohydrate biosynthetic process; proteoglycan biosynthetic process. Gene Ontology annotation, cellular component: membrane. Gene Ontology annotation, molecular function: sulfotransferase activity. The record is from RefSeq and is a predicted model, not a curated record.